AUGACAGAAAUUCAGAAAGUCACUGUCUCUAAUUCGGUGGAGAGAGGUAGACGGACAAGAGAUGGUGGAACAGAGCAAACUUCAUUUUUCUCCAAAAUGAUCAAAACCCCAUGUCUCACUUUAGCCCUACUCUUUGCCAUAUUCUUCUCUAUCACUUUCCUCUCCAAACCCUCUCAAGGCCAAUUAGUUCCUGAUAUCCAUGACCCACUAAUACCAAACCCAAGGCUCCUAAAGGCAUUCAAAGCUCUCCAAGCAUGGAAACAUGCUAUCACCUCCGACCCAAAAAACUUCACCUCAAACUGGUGGGGCCCCCACGUCUGCAACUACACCGGAGUGUACUGUGCGCCCGCCCCAGACGAUCCCCACAACACCACCACGGUGGCUGGGAUUGACAUAAACCACGCCAAGAUUGCAGGCUCAUUGCCGGAAGAAUUAGGCCUCUUGACUGACUUGUCUCUCUUCCACAUAAACUCCAACCGCUUCAAAGGAACAAUUCCAAAAUCCUUCUCAUGUCUCAAACUUCUAUACGAGCUUGACAUUAGCAACAACCAAUUCUCCGGCAAAUUCCCAACCGUUGUCCUCUUCCUCCCUUCCCUCAAAUACCUCGACAUCAGGUUCAACAAGUUCAAAGGCGACAUCCCGUCCCGCCUUUUCGACGUAAAACUCGACGCGGUUUUUGUCAACAACAACGGGUUCCGCUCCUCCCUACCGGAGAACAUCGGCAACUCGACGGCGUCGGUCAUCGUCUUGGCCAACAACAACCUCAACAGUUGCUUGCCUUCCAGUUUGGGAAAAAUGAAGGACACCCUCAACGAGAUCAUCAUCACAAACAGCGGACUAAAAGGCUGUUUGCCCUCGGAGCUAGGGUUUCUGGACAAGCUUACCGUGUUCGACGUGAGUUCCAAUGAGCUUGUCGGAUCUUUGCCAGAGUCCAUGGGGAAAUUGAGAAGCUUGGAACUGCUUAACGUGGCGCACAACAAGCUUUCUGGCGUUAUUCCUCCGAGUAUUUGCGCGUUGCCGAGGUUGGAGAACUUCACUUAUUCUGACAACUACUUCUGCGGCGAACCUUUGACGUGUUUGAAGUUGAAGGACAAAGAUGACCGGAAGAACUGUAUCCCUUAUCGGCCGUGGCAGCGGUCGCCGGUGGAGUGCACCGCCUUUUAUAAGUAUCCGGUCGACUGCAGCGCCUUUGGAUCUGGCUGCGCAGCCAGAAGUCCACCGCCACCGCCACCGCCUCCUCCUCCACCGCCUCCACCUCCCCCUCCACCACCGCCUCCUCCUCCCCCUCCACCGCCGCCGCCUCCUCCUCCUCUAACACCACCGCCAUUGCCACCUCCUCUUCCGCUGCCACUGGUGCAUCAUCAUUAUGAAAAUCCAUGA
Morus notabilis is the source of this 1380-nucleotide messenger RNA. RefSeq names its product leucine-rich repeat extensin-like protein 6. Lineage: Eukaryota; Viridiplantae; Streptophyta; Magnoliopsida; Rosales; Moraceae. The transcript has 3 exons. The record is from RefSeq and is a predicted model, not a curated record. Gene Ontology annotation, molecular function: protein binding. Bases 1 to 1380 code for a protein of 459 amino acids.